AUCGUGUGAUGUGUCAGCAGCCUCACAAGAGCAUCACGGGUCAGAGCUUUGCUGCACUUGUCCAAAACUCUCUUAGACUACAUUUCCAGAAGUGCCUAUCUCUAAUUUAGCUCUACGUUUUCUCUCAUACUGCAUGCGUGACGCCCACCUCAGAUCACCUCAGACCACCACAGAUCCUUCUUGAUACUUUGUGUUUUGCAUUGUGGGGAAGAUGAUCGGAGCCCUGCUGCUUCUGAUACUGCAGCCAGGACCUGUGAGUUCUGCUUGGUCAGUGACUUUUGAAAACUCAGAUCCUUGUGGUUUAAAGGGAUCAUCAGUGGAGUUCAGGUGCUCAUACAACUACCCAGAUGGUGAAAGUGUUACUAACACUACAUGGCACAGAGGGGGAUUAAAAGAUAAACAGUGGAAACGUUUUAAGCUUUCAGAACUUCCUUCAUAUCAAAAUCGUUCUGAAUAUAUUGGAGACCGGCAGCACGACUGUAGCCUGGUAAUUCAUGACCUGCAGGAUAAUGACACUGGAUUUUACUACUUCAGGUUUGAUACGGAGAGCUACGGAUGGCAUAGUAAAAAAUCAGUGUAUCUGUCUGUCACAGAGAUGAUCAGUGCCAGAGUGAACCCUGACAGAGUCAGAGCCGGAGACACCGUGACUCUUGAAUGUGGAACAUCCUGUCAACAUCCCAGCGUAGUUUGGUUUAAAGAUGGACGACCAGUAGCAAAACCAGAGUUCCAGGCUCAGACAGAGGAUUCAGGGAACUAUGCAUGUGCUCUCAAAGGACAGGAGUCAGUGCUAUCGGACCCUGUGGCUCUGGAUGUUCAGUAUCCCCCGUUGAAUGUGUCUGUUGAGGUGAGUUAUGGCAACCUGACAGUGGGCAGCAGUGUGAACCUUACCUGCAACAGUACUGCUAACCCUGCAGCAGACAACUACACCUGGUACAAGAGGACAGCUUCUUCCAGCUCUAUGGUUCAGGUGGGCUCAGGACAGGUGAUGUCUUUUCCCUCUGUGGAGGCGUCCCACACUGGACUCUAUCUCUGCCAGGCCAGGAACCCACUGGGCGUGGACAACUCAGCUGAGGUUCUGCUGACAGUGGACAAAACAGACAUUAACCAUUUGAUCCUCCUUGUUGGUAUUGGAGUCAAAGUCGUCAUUGUGCUGUUGCUUACACUGGCCGUUAUCUGGGCAUGGAGGCACAGAUGUAAUUCUACUGUGGACAAAGAGGACAACGGCCCUGAAUAUGAAAACAUCAGCCCAGUCUAUAUGGGUCAAAAAGACAGAAGGAAAUGACUCUUUAAAAAAACUAGAGAAGCAUGAUGACAUUUCAUGAAUUGACACAAGAUAUCUCUAGUCUGUUACAGAGCUCAACCAAAAAACUGUUACACUUGAGGAGUUUUGACUUCCUGAUUCGUCUGUGUAAACGUUCCGUCCUUCUCAUGACUCCCUGUAACACCGGAGACACAAGGGUUACGAAUUGUAACAUUAUCAUAAACUGAGGCCCAGUAGCUCACCUGGUAGAGCUGGUGUGGCCCUUUGCUGUGUGUCAUCUCCUCUGUCUGUCUCUCCUGUCUAUCUUCUGCUGUCCUACUAUUCUAUACUGAUGUUUCAUCAAUGAAAUACCCACAACCAUGCUGUUACUAAGUUAAGCUAUUUUCAUCUGUUUUGAAUAUAGCCCCUCUUCCUAUGAUUGCAGCAGUGAUUAUUAUUGUCUGUAGUUGCUGGUCUUAAAAUAUUGUUGCAGAGCAUUUUCACUGAAGUGACUGGUUUUCUACUUCAGCAGUCUGAAUCAAGAAUCACUGUGGUCAAAUCAGGAUAUGCUGCCCUCUUGAGUUAAAAAUACUCAUUGUUUUUGUAAACUUGUAAAUGCUUCAGUCUAUCAACUUAUCAGUAGUAUUUACAUUAUUAACCUUAACCAUAACCUUUUUAAGGUGGAAGGUUUUUUAAGGUUAUGAUUGAGGUUGGUCUUCCGAUUUUAUUUAAAAUAGAUUUUAUUUUCAGUUGUAACAGAAACAACAUACAACAGCAUAGCGUUUAUUGGGUCAAUGCAUUUAAAAAGUUGUUCUACACUGUAAACUCAUCAACAUGUGCAUGACACAGAUAUACAUAGCAGAUCUUUGGUUAAUAUGCUAGACUGGACCUGCUGCAUGCAGAAGAACAGCAUAUCAAACUUGAAUUGAAGCUGCAAGCAGCAAUGAACAGCCUCUUGCAGUUUGUGUGCGUCAGUGUGUGCUGUGCUCGUGUUAUGCGCCAGCAUAUCAUGUCUAGACCACACUGAGAAAAAGUCAUGUAAAUCAGGUGAUGAUUGCCAUUCAACCCUUACUUCUUGUUGCAUUUGCAGUGGUCGCUCUAUGGUCCCAAAUAAAUGCUGGCUGCUGUAACAACUGUAUAGAUUAUUGUUGUUGUAUGACGCAUAUUGUGACGCCCUCUUGUUUAUCAUCACACUGAUUAUUUUUCUAUUGUUAAGAUGUUUUGCUAAGCAAUAAACUCUGUCUUGUUUCCAAG
This is a messenger RNA of Dicentrarchus labrax (European seabass), 2494 nucleotides long. RefSeq names its product B-cell receptor CD22. NCBI's taxonomy places the organism in Eukaryota, Metazoa, Chordata, Actinopteri, Moronidae. The record is from RefSeq and is a predicted model, not a curated record. The transcript has 7 exons. The coding region runs from base 212 to 1282 and encodes 356 amino acids.